This is a messenger RNA of Manis javanica (Malayan pangolin), 1699 nucleotides long. The record is from RefSeq and is a predicted model, not a curated record. NCBI's taxonomy places the organism in Eukaryota, Metazoa, Chordata, Mammalia, Pholidota, Manidae.
AGGUACGGGGAAAAGGCCAAGGAUCGUCAGUGGAAGUUGAUAAAUGCCAUGUACACAAAGUGGGAAAAAGCGAGGGAGUUCAGUGGCUUGGAAUGAGGUUACUCCACGAAUCCAACUGGGUUCUGGAGCAAACCAUAAAUGAUGGCCAGCUUGGAUGAAAGGAAAGCCUAUAUUGCCAGGUAGGCGAACGCUUUAGGGCCUGAAGUCCCAGAUCUGGGCCAGGAGUGGGCGGAGGCUCCGGUCAGGUGAGACCCCUGGGUCCGUUCCGGACCUGGACCCUCUUCCUGUCCUCGCACCCCGGGAGGUGAGUUUACAUCUUCCCAACUUCCCAGCAGGGAGGCUCUUUGCAGCCGCGGCUCACCUGCCCCCACCCCCCGGGGGUUAUUCCAGCUGGGAAGACACCCCUUCCUCCUCGGUGGGCUCCACAUCCCGGGUGUGGCGCUGACGCUGCACAGGGAAAUCCUCCGGCGCUAAGGGCCGGCCGCGCCUUUGCACCGAUCGUCCACCUCCCAAGACGCUGGCUUUCCGUUCCACUGGGAGAACACGUGGUUGGGAGAGGGGCCCCUCGCCUCCGGGGGGCUGGGCUACCGGAGGGCGUGGAAGCCGGAGCAGUGCCCGCAACGCGCGGGGCUCGGCCACCGCUCCGCCCGCCUCCGCCUGUCCGCGGGCGAGCGGCUGGGCUGGGCUGGGGCAGGUGCGCCCGGGCCGAGGAGGCCGGAGGCGCUGAGGGCUCUGCGCGAGCACCACAAAGCCGCGAAAUGGAAACUGCCACCCUCUCAACAGCGUCCGAGAGGCUGCAGCAGAGAGCAGCCCCCAAGGGAUCCUCGCCUCUGAGCGCAGACGCAGCGGAGGCCAUCGCCGUCCUCGACGCCGUCAUUGCGGACCUGGAUGUGGACAAACACGAUGUGGACUUCGACGUGGCCACCAGCUCCCGGGAGCACGGCUUGCACUCCAAUUGGAUCCUGCGGGCGCCGCGCCGGCACUCCGAGGACAUGGCCGCACACGUCCAGCCUCAGAGCAGCGCGGAGCGCAGGACCGUCGGCGCCCAGAGGAGACUUGAGAGGCACCCCAUCUACUUGCCCAAAGCUGUGCAAGGGGUGUUCAGCACCUUGAAAUUUAAGCCCAAACCCUGCAAAAGAGACCUGGGGAGCACCCCACAGAUCCUCUUCAACUCCUCGGGGGAAGACGUGGAAUGGAACACAGAGCUCUUUGCCCUGGAGCCCCCGACGUCUCUGGGGGAGGACUACAUCGACACCGAGAACCCCAAAGGCCAGUGGCUGCUUCGGGAGCGGCCCUGGGAGCGCACAGGACCCUGACCAUUUGGCCCGGCUCAGGCUGAGUCCCUGAGGAGGUGUCUGCUUCCUGGUGGCGCGAGGUGCUUGGUAGAGGUAGAAACGAACUCGUGACAAAGUCAAGCCCAGGGGCAUGCUGCCUGCUGCUGGCCACUUAGUGCCGAACACACGUGGCCUCCCCAAGGACCUGUUGCAGGGGUGUGUGGAGCCAGCUUUCCCUGCAGGGGCAGGGGAGCAGGCAGUGCAGCCUGGCUGGUGCUCAGCAGCAGGACCGGGAGUGGGGGGCUCCCUCCCUGGCCUCCCCUCCUGCAUAUGGCCCCUGGGGCAUCUGUCCCAACAGCUGCUAGAACUCUGUGCAGUGCAGGAAACAAAUCCACCCGUGCACCCUGGGCCCAAGUUUUAAAAGA